Molecule: messenger RNA, 675 nt
Organism: Zasmidium cellare ATCC 36951
Lineage: Eukaryota; Fungi; Ascomycota; Dothideomycetes; Mycosphaerellales; Mycosphaerellaceae
Exons: 1
Coding region: 1-675 (224 amino acids)
Molecular function (GO): protein binding
Source: RefSeq, a predicted model, not a curated record
AUGGCGCCGAAAAUCAAGCAGGAGUCGCCGGGACCUCCGCCAAAGCGCAGCAAACACAACUACGCCGACACCUGCAAAGUCAUCGUCGGGUCACGAAAAGACGAAUUCGUCAUGCACACGGCAUUUGCAACGGCCAAGUCAAGCUUCUUCAAGUCAACGAUUUCUCAGGAUUGGAAGGAGGGCAAGGAGAAGACCGUUCGGCUGCCUCAACACGAAGCAGGAACCUUCCACGUGUUCGUGCACUGGAUCUAUUCCGGCAGUCUUGACUUUUCAAUUGUGGAUAACACUGGUGCGCACGAUCCACCCAGCUACCUCAACUGUGGUAGAGUCUGGGCUCUCGCGCAUUAUUUGGGUGCUCCACAGCUGCAGAACCAGGUCAUCGAUCGCAUCAUCCACAAAGUCGCAAGAGGAGACACUCGAAAUGUGGCACUGUCCAGCCUCAAGCACAUCUGGCAAAUCACUCCACCAGGCUCCACGAUACGCCAAUUGUUGACAAACUGUGUGGCGAGCGAAAAUCGCGCCUAUAACGGGGUUGGUGAAGCGGAGGAGUUGCCAGAAGAGAUCCUUCUCGAGGCAACCCGCCAACACCUGUAUGGUGCUAGCAAGAACGUGCCAACGAUGGAGCACCGUUGCAACUACCACGAACACGAUGAGGGAGAGCCGAGAUGUGAGUAG